AUGGCUGACCCCAGCCUCAUCUCCUGGGGCGUUUCCCGCAUCUCACAAAUCCUCCCACUAGACGAAGAAUCACUCACGCAGAUCAUCACCUACGCCGCCAGUCUACCGAAAGAAGAGGGUGCCGAUCAUCUCAAAAACCUCCUAGGUGACUCCCCCGCUGCCUUCGAGUUCAUAUCCGCUUUCAGUUCUGGACGAGACCCCGCACCUCAGCGACCAGCAGUCCCCGAUGCAUCCUCAUCUACACCGACAGCAACAAGCUCCAAGAAUCCAGCAGCGCGGCAAAAGAAAGGCAAGAAGUCGAAACCACCGCUACACAGCGCCGGGCCCCCACGCCGGCCCGAGAACUUCGGAGAUGUGACGGGCGGAUACAAGAAGGCAGAUCUAGAGGAGGAUUACAUGGCGCCGGCGCCUAGAGCCAAACAAGAUACCAAUGCUUCACGAUCGUCGCAUUUAUCGGUCGAAGACUCAUCUGCUGCUUCGUCGCGCGCUCACUCACCUGCCCCGAAACAAAGCUCGAGCAAACCGCCACCCUCUGCAUCGGGGCCUAUGCUCUCAGACUUGUUACCGAACGUUAAGUCCAAAGCCGCGAAGUCCUCUACACGACACAGUAACAAUACCACUACGAGCCAGUCUAAGAAUUCCCUUACGACGACCAACAUCUCCGAUUUAACUGCCGCAAUCGCCGCACUAGAAGUAUCCACGAACCCAACUCUGAGCAACGAAUCCCGAAAAUGCUCCUGCUUCGCUUCGAUCCACCCACUUUUCGCUCCCGCCCCGAACUGUCUCAACUGCGGCAAGAUCAUCUGCUCCCUGGAGGGCCUCCAGCCGUGUUCGUUCUGCGGGACACCCCUGCUAUCGAACGAGGAAGUGCAGAGCAUGAUCCGAGAACUACGGGCAGAACGAGGCCAGGAAAAGAUGCGCGCGCAUAACGAGAGUGUGCAUCGCGAGGGCGGACCGGGGCAGGGCCCCUCGCCUUCGGCUUCUUCCAGCAAAUUGAACGCGGCCAUGGCUCACCGGGACAAAUUGCUUCAAUUCCAGGCGCAGAAUGCCAAGCGGACGCGCGUUGUCGAUGAGGCGGCGGACUUUGAGACUCCGAAUGUUGCGUCGACGCUGUGGAUGAGUCCUGCGCAGCGGGCUCUCGCCUUGAAGAAGCAGCAGCAGAUAUUGCGCGAGAUGGAAGAAAAGGCUCGUCCGGAAUGGGAGAAGAAGAGGACCAUCAUGAGUUUAGAUAUUAAGGGCGGGAAAGUCACUCGCGUAUACCAGUCUGCUGGAGCUAGCCCUGCUGAUCCGGGAUCCCCUGCGGAAGAAGAACCCGAGCCCGAGCCUGAGGCUAGUGAGCCGGCAGAUGACUAUACGAAGCCACGCCGCGGUGAAGCCUUCAGUCGGAAUCCACUUCUGGCGGCCGGGGGAUUGAUGCGUCCUGUCUGGAAAGGACCAGAUGGUAAACCGGUUGAGGCGAGACCACAAAGUGAACGAACACAGACAUGGCGACGAGUCCAGGAUGAUAAAGACGACAAUGAGCAAUGGAUUCUCGACGGCGGCUUACAUGGAUACUCUUAG
This is a messenger RNA of Aspergillus oryzae RIB40, 1560 nucleotides long. RefSeq lists its product as uncharacterized. Gene Ontology annotation, cellular component: nucleus. Bases 1 to 1560 code for a protein of 519 amino acids. The record is from RefSeq and is a predicted model, not a curated record. Gene Ontology annotation, molecular function: zinc ion binding. NCBI's taxonomy places the organism in Eukaryota, Fungi, Ascomycota, Eurotiomycetes, Eurotiales, Aspergillaceae. The transcript has a single exon. Gene Ontology annotation, biological process: regulation of DNA-templated transcription.